AGUCUUCUUGCUUGUGUUGUAUUCAACUUCCCUUACCUGCAAAGACAGACACAGAAAGAGAGAGAGAGAACACAAACAUAACACAAAGCAAAGAACAAGUAUAACGUGGCACAUAGGAAAACAAAGAAAGAACCAAACGAGAAGUGAAAAGUAAAAAACAGAACAUCAAAACAGAGUACCUACUCUGUUUUCAUUCUUUCUCUGCCAAAAACACACCAAAUUUUCUUCUUUUCUGCACUUUCUGUUCACUCUGAUUCUUCUGGAAGUGGGUUUCUUCGGUUUUGUUCUGGAAACCAAGUUUUGAACAUGGUUUUUGGUUUCUAAGUUCCAUGUAGAAGAAAAUAUUUUGAGAAAAAAAUAGUAGUAUAUAAAGAAAAUAAAGCUAUGACUUGGAAAAGUAGAGGAGAGGUUGUUCCUAGAAGCUUUAUGUCACAGAAAUGGAUGAUUUUCUUGUGUAUUGGAAGCUUCUGUGCUGGAAUGUUUUUCACCAACAGGAUGUGGACUAUUCCUGAACCUAAAGGACUUGCAAGGACAACAGCAAUGGAAUCUGAACAAUUAAAUUUAGUUUCAGAGGGUUGUAAUACAAGAAUUUUGCAAGAGAAGGAAGUGAAGCGCGACACGAAAGGCGUUUUCAAGACACAAAAAACCAUAGAAAAUUUGGACAAGACUAUUUCAAAUUUGGAAAUGGAACUAGCUUCUGCUAAAGCAGCUCAAGAGUCUCUAAAAAGUGGUGCUCCUGUAUCAGAAGAUAUGAAGAUAAGUGAAUCAACUGGUAGGAGAAGGUACCUAAUGGUUAUAGGAAUCAACACUGCUUUUAGCAGCAGAAAAAGAAGAGACUCCGUUCGCGCCACUUGGAUGCCACAAGGUGAGAAAAGAAAGAAGUUAGAGGAAGAGAAGGGCAUUAUCAUCCGCUUUGUAAUUGGUCAUGGUGCCACGACAGGUGGUAUCCUAGAUAGAGCCAUUGAAGCAGAAGAUAGUAAACAUGGAGAUUUCCUGAGGCUGGAUCAUGUUGAAGGAUACCUUGAAUUAUCAGCAAAGACAAAGACCUAUUUUGCCACUGCUGUUAACUUGUGGGAUGCUGACUUCUAUAUCAAAGUUGAUGAUGAUGUUCAUGUAAAUAUAGCAACGCUCGGAGAAACUCUAAUUAGACAUCGAUCAAAACCACGAGUAUACAUCGGAUGCAUGAAAUCCGGACCGGUUCUUGCACAAAAAGGAGUAAGGUACCACGAACCAGAAUACUGGAAAUUUGGUGAGACAGGAAACAAGUACUUUCGUCAUGCCACAGGACAACUGUAUGCUGUUUCAAAAGAUCUUGCCACGUAUAUUGCUACAAACAAGAAUGUUCUUCACAAGUAUGCAAAUGAGGAUGUUUCGUUAGGAGCUUGGUUUAUUGGACUUGAUGUGGAACACAUAGAUGAUCGUAGACUAUGCUGUGGUACAACAGAUUGUGAAUGGAAGGCUCAAGCAGGCAAUGCAUGCGUUGCUUCAUUUGAUUGGACAUGCAGUGGAAUUUGUAGGUCUGCUGAAAGAAUUAAAGAAGUCCACAAAAAAUGUGGAGAAGGUGAGAAAGCUUUGUGGAGUGCUUCUUUCUAGGAGAGGCAGCUUCAAGUUCUUCCUAACUCAGGAAGAUUAUAAUUAAAUGUAGCAAUGAAAUUAGGCUGCAAUAGUUUUUUUUUUUUUUUCCUUUUCAUUUUCUAUAUGUUUUAGAAGUAUAGAAAAUUUUCAUUUUAAUUACACGAGAGCAGGAGAUAGAGAUAAGAAGAGAGAAGAAAAGAAAGUAAAAAGUGUUGUCCCAUGGACCCUUCUGCAAUUUUAAUAAAAAGGAGAUUGACCAUGGUAGCUACUAGAAUAGGAAGCAUGGGAUAGUUCUCUCAAUCCAUUCUUUUUUUAAUGCUUGAAGGGCCAUUUUAUUACUAUAUUAUGUUAAUAGUUCCAUGCCUAUCAAGCUCCUAAUAAAUAAUUACUACUGAUAAUGACAAA
Messenger RNA from Medicago truncatula (barrel medic), 1980 nucleotides. RefSeq names its product probable beta-1,3-galactosyltransferase 2. Lineage: Eukaryota; Viridiplantae; Streptophyta; Magnoliopsida; Fabales; Fabaceae. The coding region runs from base 385 to 1593 and encodes 402 amino acids. The transcript has 11 exons. Gene Ontology annotation, cellular component: Golgi membrane. Gene Ontology annotation, molecular function: galactosyltransferase activity. The record is from RefSeq and is a predicted model, not a curated record.